AUGCGGAAUUUCGUCAAGGCCACAGGGGCCUCCAUCUUGAACAAGCCUUCCGCCAGGUCGCCCUUCGCUCGGAGCUGCUUGUCACCGUCGCGCGCCGAGCCGCCAUCGCGACUCUUUGCAACUUGCCCGGCUUGUCUGAAGAAUAGCGCAUCAGAGUCCGUUGCUACGGGGCUCUCCACUAGCUUCUUCAACCCCCCUAGCCACAGAGCUUCCUUCCCCGGCGGCGAAUUUUUCAGCGCCCCCUCACUAGCAAGCGGCAGGCGCCUUCCUCUUAGCGUUUCCUCGCCGCUCAGCUCUGAAAAGCAGAGUGAGAGAGGAAGGCGAAAAGCGUCCCGCCGAUGUGCCGCGUGCGCAUCCAGUGGCCGUGAGGCUGCUGUCUCUGGCUUCUCACGUUCGGCGCUCGAGACGAAGGGCGCAGGCAGCACCCUUAGGCAAACCUCUACAGGCCACUGCCGGUUUUUUGCGACUACCUCUGCGACGACGAGCAAAGACACGGACAAGUCUGAGCCCAGGGCGAUCCUCACGCCCAAACUAGUUCUACAGAGAGACCCGCGACGUGCACGACGCUUCCCCCAAACUCUUGUUGAGGGUCAGUACGCUGUCCUCCCUGCUCAGCCGAUUCCUGACUCGAUUCCUCGCCCACCGUACGCCAGGCGGUUCAACGCGAGCGCAGCAAGCCACCUGGACGCGGCGGACGAGCCUGGAGAGAUUCAGACCCCUGAGGCGCUGGCGAAGAUCCGCGCGGCCGCUACCGUCGCAGCGAAUGCACUGAAACUCGGCCUCGAAGCUGCCAAAGAAGGCGUAACGACGGAGGACCUCGAUAAGAUCGUGCAUGAGUACAUUGUCAGUGUGGGGGCCUACCCCGCGGCGGUGAACUUCCACAACUUCCCAAAGGCGGUCUGCGCGUCUGUCAACGAAGCGGUCUGCCACGGGAUUCCGGAUCUGCGUCCUCUACAAGAUGGCGACAUCGUCACGUUGGACUGCACUGCCUACGUCGACGGAUUUUUCGGCGACUGCGCGGGCACUGCCAUGGUCGGCAAUGUGAGCCCGGUCCACCGCGACCUGGUCGAGACGACAAAGGAGUGCCUUAAUGAAGCGAUCGAGUUCAUCAAACCCGGCGUGCCCAUCAAGGAGGUUGGCCGCAUCGUGUCGCAACACGCAAAGCAGAAGGGUUUUUCCGUAGUCCUCGAGUUCUGCGGCCACUUCAUCGGAAGAAAAAUGCAUCUUCCCCCGCUGAUUUCCCACGUCUACCCGAACGACACGGAGGGCAUUUUCCGCGUCGGUCAGACUUUCACCAUCGAGCCGAUCCUCUGUGAGGGUUCCCCUGCCCUCUACACGUGGAAGGACGGAUGGACCAUCGUGACUCAAGACUGCAGCCGCGCAGCGCAGUUCGAACACACAAUUCUCAUGACACCAGAAGGUGCCGAGAUAUUAACGAAGCCAACAAUUUGA
Molecule: messenger RNA, 1452 nt
Organism: Besnoitia besnoiti
Lineage: Eukaryota; Apicomplexa; Conoidasida; Eucoccidiorida; Sarcocystidae
Product: putative methionine aminopeptidase, type i
Exons: 10
Coding region: 1-1452 (483 amino acids)
Biological process (GO): proteolysis
Molecular function (GO): metalloaminopeptidase activity
Source: RefSeq, a predicted model, not a curated record